This is a messenger RNA of Lottia gigantea (owl limpet), 2298 nucleotides long. RefSeq lists its product as hypothetical. The coding region runs from base 28 to 963 and encodes 311 amino acids. Lineage: Eukaryota; Metazoa; Mollusca; Gastropoda; Lottiidae. The record is from RefSeq and is a predicted model, not a curated record. The transcript is spliced from 2 exons. Gene Ontology annotation, molecular function: RNA binding. Gene Ontology annotation, cellular component: ribonucleoprotein complex.
AGUAAAGAAGAGCCAAAGUGGAUUAAGAUGGACGCCUCCAUGGAACACGGAAUGGAUGAUGGCGGUCAUAUGGAUAGAAGUACCACCAACUUGAUCAUAAACUACUUACCACAGACAUUAUCUGAUGAAGAAUUUAUUUCUAUGUUCACCAGUAUUGGACCAAUCAAAUCGUCCAAAGUUAUCCGAGACCGCGCUUCGGGAUACAGUUACGGAUUUGGAUUUGUUGACUAUCAAUCGGUGGAAGAUGCUGCACGUGCCGUUCACACAUUAAAUGGACUCCAGUUACAAAAUAAGAGAAUUAAAGUCGCGUUUGCACGUCCAGGUGGCGAUACUAUCAAAGGAGCGAACUUGUAUGUAAGAAAUAUCCCAUCUACUUGGAAAGAACAAGAACUGAUUGCCAUGUUUGAAGGAUUUGGACAAAUUAUUCAAUCUCGUGUAUUGAUCGAGCCUUCCACAGGAAUUUCGCGGCGAGUUGGAUUCGUUCUCUAUGACAAAAAGGAAUCGGCUGAUGCUGCUAUCAAGCAAUUGAGUGGGAAAGUCCCACCUGGAGAGACUGAUGCACUGAUGAUAAAAUAUGCUGAUGAUAAUUCUAAGAAAGUUCGACCACCAGUAUUCCCACCUGCUAUGACUCAAGGUGGACCCAUGAGGAACCAAGGAGGCGGAAACCGAUUCAGAUAUAAUCCAAUGAUGAUGGGACCUGGAGGUCAAGGAAGUCAAGGUCAUGUGAUCUUCGUGUACAACAUCGGCAGCGAUGCAGAUGAGAAAACUUUGUGGCAAUUAUUCAGUCCGUUUGGCAGUGUCACCAAGGUGAACGUUAUUCAUGACACGGCUAAGAAUAUGUGUAAAGGUUAUGGUUUCGUGACCAUGACCAAUUUGAACGAAGCUGCCAAUGCAAUUCAGUGUCUCAAUGGCUAUUACUACAACGGACGCGCCUUGCAGGUUUCGUUCAAACAAGGCAAUUAAAGUGUGACAGACUUGUGGUUUAUUUCAGAAUUUAUGUUUCAUCAUGUUAUGCUUAAAAUUGUGCUUUGCAAAUUGUAAUCCCUUGAAUUUUGUCAAUAUCUGUGCAACCCAGAUCAUUUUGAGAAAUGUUUAAGACAUACACAAUGUGGUUUAUUCGUAUUUGGAUUUUGAAUGCAGACUUUUGAAAAUGUUGUUACAUUUUAUAUUGUUGCUGGAUUUUUUUUGUAUUCAAAUUUUUUUUCAUCACUUUUUUUUUUUUUCACUUUUUGCAUUUGUUUUCAAAUUUCAUAUUUGUUGCAUAGAUACCAAAACAGUAUCUUUGAAUGUUGUUAUCGCACUUGUUAAACCCUCAGCCCACCAGCUUAAUUUUGUAGAUGUUUUGUGCUUUGCAGAUCUAGUUUUGAAAUAUAAUAGAAUUUCAGCUGAAGUUUAUUGAUAUUCCUUUUUGAACAUUUGUUUCUAUAUGAUAGACAAUAGUGAUUCUUUUGAAUGUUAUGAUAAAAAAGGAUAUUUAUGAACGGUGUAUAUCAUUACAUAUGAGAUUAUGACCCAAGUGUCAAGAAUUUAUUCAAUAUUUUACCCUUAUGUAACAGGCCAAUACUGAAAAUAAUACUGUACAUAAGCUUAUAUAAGCUGAAGAUCUCAUAGCGUGAAACUCUGAGUAACAACAUGAUUCAAGUACUGUUUUAAUAGUUCUAUAUUAGCUCUACAAUUGAUAUAUUGAGCACUAUUUUAACAGUGAAAAUAUUUCAUUAUUGUAAUCUUAUAUCAUAUUGCCUAGAAAUAUUAAAACAGAACCUAAAAAAAUCUGUUGUUUCUCGACUCAAAGAGUUUCAUGCUAUGUGAUCUUCAGACAACUGACCUAUAAGGUUUCAGUCUGCGUCUCUACUGAAGUUAGACAAGUAGAACUUAUUCUCAUGUCUACAAUUCAAGACCAGUUCGUAAUGUUUAUUAAAAGCAGUCUUAGCCUACACAGUAUUUCAAAUAGUCAUCUAUCAUUCAUGGCCAAAUUUACUAAUGAUGCAAGUAGUACAAUGGGGUCAUUAUCCUUAACUGAUAAAUGAUUGGAAAAAAAGAGAAUUACUGUAUCAUUUGUCAAACAGGAAAUGUCUCAAUGUUGUAUUAUGUCAAUGCAACAAAAAUCUCUGUUAUAAAACAAAAUGAUGGAAAAUCUGAAUUUGGUUGUGAUCUAAGCUAGAGUCUACAAUUGUACCAAAGAAAGGGUUCUCUAUACCACCAAGUGGUUGUUGUAUUAAAGAGUUUCUGUGUGUUUUAUUAUAUCACAAGACAAGUGUAAAAAAUGAACACAAUUUCAUAAUAAAAUCUUUAUUUUAU